CCACGGCCGGAAGUGAGGCCGCCUCCUUCCGCCAGGACUAAUCGCGACACGGAGCCGGAAUGUCGCGAUAUUCCGCGGGACCGGGACCCACAUCGGGACCCGAACCGGGCCGAGAUGGGACGGGGACGGAACGGGGCCCGGCACCAUAGAGCGGCGGGGAUAGAGCGGCAACAGCCGGGCCGGGAAGCGGGGGGCGGGACGUGAGCGUUGCCAUGGCAGCGGGCUGUGCUGCCGCCCCGCCGUUACGGUCCCGUUACCGGCCCCGAUCCAUCGGGUCUCGGGUCGCUCCGUGUGGAGCCUCCGCACCAAGGCCACAACGUGUCCCGGAGCCCCGCGCCCUGCGGCACCACCUGGCGGCAACCGGGACACGGGGACACUGCGGGCAGCGCCGGGACCGUGACACCGCGAUCGGAGCACGGCGGGAACCGGGGACGGCGGUGUCCGGUUGUGUCCGGUUGUAUCCGCCUGUAUCCGCCUGUAUCCCCGGCUGUGCCCGGUUGUGUCACGGUUGUGUCCCGGUUCCGGCCGUGGCUGCCCCGGGCAGUGAAUGCCGCGUCCCACGCCAGCCCUAAUGAUGCCGCCGUGCCCCCGAGGGGCCGCGUCCCUGCGAGGGAGGGAACCGGGAGGGGCCGCUCGGAGCUGCCCCGUCCUGCGGGACGAGCGGCGGCACCGGGACACGAGCAGCGCCGUCAUGUCCCCGAGCCCGGGGUGGCCGCUGCUCCGGAGGAUCCGGAGGUUCCGGAGGUUCCGCAGGAGCUGGGCCCCCCGUGGCGCCGUGACACGGAGCAUCGUCCCGCCGCGGCCACGCGGGAACCGAAGGGCGGCUGGAGCCGGGAGCCGCCGCGUGGAGCCGGGCGCUGCGGCCGGGAUCGCACCCGGCGGGACGAGGAACGAGCUCGGGGCCGUAGUGAGGCGGCGUGUGGCCCACAAAGGGUUACACAGGGCAGCACCCAGCAGUGUCACCGCUGCCACCAGCCCCGGCGCUCAGCUCCUUCCUGGUCAGAUUCAGCCGCGGGGAACGAGCCACAACCACAACGCGGUGGCUGCCAUGGAGGAGAUGCUGAUCUGGGAGCAGCACACGGUGACGCUGAGCAAGGACCCUCAUCGGGGCUUUGGUUUUGCCGUUUCGGGUGGCCGGGACCGUCCCAACAAGGUGACUGGGGACACGGCUGUCAUCGUCUCAGAUGUGGUGUCCAGAGGACCGGCGUUUGGCCAGCUUCAGAGGAAGGAUCAGAUCGUGAUGGUGAACGGCCUUUCCAUGGAGAAUGUCUCAUCCUCCUUUGCCAUCCAGACACUGAAGACCUGCGGCAAGAUCGCCAACAUUACACUGAAAAGACAAAAGAAAAUCCACCUCCCCAUGAGCAAGAGCAGCCCUGCAUCCCCUGCUGCAACCCGGCGCUACGACUCGGACGAGGACUACGACCCUCGUGGUGUGGAUCCAGCCCUGCGCAGCACCAGCCAGCACCGCUCCCGAGAUGACCUGGACCAGGACUACGAUGGGGACUCGUCCAGUGAGAGGAGCUCAGGUCACCACCGGGAUGACCGCCGCCACCAUAAGUCGUCCCGCAGCCGAAGGCGAAGCCAGGACAGCAGCCACUGGAGGCACAGCCCCGACAGCGGCUCAGAGCACAGGGGUUACAGCCGGCACCGCUCCACCAACAGCCUUGGCCACGAAGGGGACACCAACGGGCUGGAGCUGGUGUCCGGGUUCAAGAGGCUGCCGCGCCGGGAUGUGCCAACAAAACCCAUCACAUCGGUGCUGGUGAAGAGGAAGGAGGAUGAAGAGUACGGCCUGAAGCUGGGCAGCCAGCUCUUCAUCAAGCACAUAGUGGAGAGUGGGCUGGCGGCGAGACGCAGCUCCUUGCAGGAGGGAGACCUCAUCCUGAAGAUCAACGGGGUGGCCAGCGAGGACAUGUCCCUGGCUGACACCCAGCGGCUCAUUGAGCGGACAGAGGGGAUCCUGACCCUGCACGUCCUCCGGGACCACCGGCAGUUCCUGAUCAAUAUCCCCAACAUGGAAGACUACCAGAGUGACAGCUCCCGGAUGGACGAUAUCUCUGACAUCGACUCUGACCUGUCCAACCCACCAUCCCCUAAGACCUCCCCACGACUUCCAGCUGCUGCCAGGGUGAAUUCACCAGGAGAAAGGAGACGAUCAAGUAGGAAUGCUGCAACUGACACAAACAUGGAUGGUGCUCUGAGCCAUGACACAUUGGAAGCCAUGGAACAGGAUGGCCACCACAGCCCCCGCAGCAGAACCACUGCCCGAGCUGCCCCCAACGAUGGGCCUCCCCCGGGCAGGUACAGUCCUGACUCCAGAGUGGUGCAGUUUGUGAAGGCCAGGAGCGUGGGGCUGCGGCUGGCUGGUGGGAACGACGUGGGCAUCUUUGUGUCGGGUGUGCAGGAGGGGAGCCCAGCCGACAGCCAGGGCAUCGAGGAAGGGGACCAGAUCCUGCAGGUGAACGGCACCAGUUUCCAGAACCUGACCCGUGAGGAGGCAGUGCAGUUCCUUAUGAAGCUCCCACCGGGUGAGGACGUCACACUGCGGAUCCAGAGCAAGCAGGACAUUUACAGAAAGAUGAUCUCAUCCAAUGUGGGCGAUUCCUUCUACAUUCGGACGCAUUUUGACUACGAGAAGGACACGCCUUCAGGGCUCAGCUUUGUCCGUGGGGACGUCUUCCAUGUGCUGGACACCAUGUACCGAGGGAAGCUGGGGAGCUGGCUGGCUGUGCGCAUGGGCAGGGACCUGCAGGAGCAGGAGAAGGGCAUCAUCCCCAACCAGAGCAGGGCUGAGCAGUUUGCCAGCCUGGAGUCUGUGCUGAAAGCCACGCCUGGCGCCAACCCCUCGGGGGCACGGGCUGAGUUCUGGAAGCUGCGGGGUCUGCGGGGAGCCAAGAAGACGCUGCGGAAGAGCCGCGAGGAUCUGUCUGCCCUCACAAAGCAGGGCCACUACCCCCCAUAUGAGAGGGUGGUUCUGAAGGAAGCCAGUUUCAAGCGGCCGGUGGUGAUCCUGGGCCCCAUCACAGACAUUGCCAUGCAGAAACUGAGCACGGAACAGCCUGAGCUCUUUGAGAUUGCACCGAGUGUGCCACGAGAUGGGGCGUCAUCCAAGGUCAUCAAGCUGGAUUCAGUGCGGCAGAUUGCUGAAAGGGACAAGCACGCACUGCUGGACAUCACGCCAUCAGCGGUGGAGCGCCUCAACUACGUGCAGUACUACCCCGUGGUGGUGUUCUGUGAGCCCGAGAGCCGGCAGGGCAUCAAGGCCAUGCGCCAGUGGCUGGCACCUGACUCCAGGAAGAGCUCCCGGCGCCUCUACGCCCAGGCCAGCAAGAUGAAGAAGUACUGCAGCCACCUCUUCACCGCCACCAUCAGCCUCAGCGGCAGCGGCAACUCCUGGUACGAGGAGAUCAAGGGCAUCGUCAGGACUCAGCAGAGCCAACCCAUCUGGACGGCGGUGGAGCAUGUGGAUGCAGCGCUGGGGGACAGCCUGGACCUGCUGAACCCGCCGAGCAGGGCAGCCUCGGGUUACCUGACCUGCGACAGUCAAGCCAACAGCGACUACGACGACACGGAUGGGGAGGGGGGUGCCUACACCGACGGUGAGGCAGAGGACACCUACAACCAUCCUGCGCUUUCCCGCUCCUCUGAGCCAGCGCAGACGUACCCCAGUCACAGUGUGAGCCAGCAGGUGACAGAGCAGCAGCCGCAGGGACAGUGGGCACAGGAGCACCUGAGGGAUUAUGAGCACGAGGCCGUGAGGAGGAGAUUCACACGAGCCAGGGAUGACUCAGAUGAGGAUGAAGGCUACGAGUGGGGCCCGGCUACAGAUGUGUAGUGAGAUCAACGUCUGCGUGUGACCCCCGAGCAUCACUGUGUGUCUCUGCCCCACGGGGCCGGUCCUGCCACAGCCCUGUGCCACCAGGGCCGGGUGACAGCCCUGGCAGUGCCACCAACACCUCACAGCUGUGCGGGCUGUGCCUGCACCAAGUGCCUCCUUCCCUGCUUCAUCCCCUGCCCCUGAGGAUGAAAUAAAGGGGACGUUUGUGAGUAGGA
This is a messenger RNA of Coturnix japonica (Japanese quail), 4053 nucleotides long. It is a transcript of the gene TJP3, whose product is annotated as tight junction protein 3. Lineage: Eukaryota; Metazoa; Chordata; Aves; Galliformes; Phasianidae. The record is from RefSeq and is a predicted model, not a curated record. Gene Ontology annotation, molecular function: cell adhesion molecule binding. Gene Ontology annotation, cellular component: bicellular tight junction; plasma membrane. Gene Ontology annotation, biological process: positive regulation of blood-brain barrier permeability; protein localization to cell-cell junction; cell-cell junction organization.